CUUAUAUGAUCUGAGAUCAGUCACAAAGGUCUUCAUGAGCUUUCUUAAUUCAAUAGAAUGCUAAAACUCUUUGAGCCUCAUAAAUGUAAAUAAAACUUAUAUUUGGUGAAGACAGCUUAGUACUCCAAUGCUCCUUACAGGGUAAAUUACUCUUUCUCAAUAACUAGGAUGCAUAGACCUUGGCUGUCUUUGGCCCUCAACAUCCUCCAUCAGCAUUAAGAUGUGCAAAUGUACAAUUGUUGGUCAAAACAGAUAGUAGUUUGGCAACCUGCCAGCCAUAGAAGAAGGCAAAAUAGGUAUUGCUACUUUGUUAAUGACUUUUUGUUAUGUUGAUGUAGUGAUGCUAUCUACUUAUUUUGUAAACAAUAUUUCUAUUGUAUCAUUGAAAACAAAUGCACUUGAGAUAACGCCUUCAGAUUCCAUGGCAACAAUCAAUUCUACACUGAAAACCUUUCUAUUGUACUUUGAUCACUUCUGUCUUUGGUAUUUGGACUUUCAGUAUCAACUUUAUUAGUUAUUUUCUUUUGUUUCUUUCCAAAGUGGAUAUUGAAAGCGGCUGCACUGGAUCAGCCCUAUUGACUGGGAGUAUCCCAUAAAACGUGUACACACCCAGACAGCUGUUGCUUGUUCUCCACUUUAUAAGAUACUAGCUGUGCCCGGCCACGCGUUGUUGUGGCUUAGUCUGGUGGUGUUGGUCAGUCUACAUUAGGUUGUAUUGAUGCUGUGACCUCCACCUUCUUUAUACUCACAUUAGUAGUAGUAUUUGAAGUCUGUUACCUUCUUCAAUUUUUGUGUUGAUUGAUAAUUGCUUGAGAUCCCUGUUGUCUUUGGUUUGUUGUUAGUUGUAAUGUCUGAUUCUGCUGAGUGCGGUUUAUAUUUUUAUUGUGGUACAAUAGUCUUUUUUUUGUUUUGCCUGUGUAGGUGUUUAUUAUUAUUGUUGUUGUAGUGGUCAUGAAGGUUGGAUAAGUUAGAUGCUACUGUAUUGUUUUUUGGAGGCCCAGUGUAGCACUGACUGGCCUCUCAGCCUCAGUGCCUGGCUGCUUCUUGCCUGUGAUGGUGUUGAUUCUUAUUGUUGUUGUUGUUGUUGUCAUUGUUAUUAUUGUAAUUGUUUUUUUUGGAGGCCAAGUGUGAAUGUAGGGAUUGGGGAGGUGGAUGAGUUGUGUUGUCAAAUUUUGUAUUUGUUAUAGUCACAAUGCGUUGUUGUGAGUUUUGUGGGUCCGGAUUGUGGUUUUGUGGUGUGGUUGUGUUGUUACAACUGAGAGGCAAGGCUUUUGUGUAGUGUUGCCAAGUUUUGUAUUUCUGGGGCAUUUAGUUGUGUGCCAAGUUUUGUAUUUCUGGGGCGUUUAGUUGUGUUGUUAUAGUCACGAUGCACUGUUGUGAGUUUUGUGGGUCCGGAUUGUGGUUUUGUGGUGUGGUUGUGUUGUUACAAUCGGGAGGGAAUGCUUUUGUGUUGUGUUGCCAAGUUUCGUAUUUCUGGGGCGUUUAGUUGUGUUGUUAUAGUCAUGAUGCGUUGUUGUGAGUUUUGUGGGUCCGGAUUGUGGUUUUGUGGUGUGGUUGUGUUGUUACAACUGGGAGGCAAGGCUUUUGCAUUGUGUUGUCAAGUUUUAUAUUUGUGGGGCGUUUAGUUGUGUGCCAAGUUUCGUAUUUCUGGGGCGUUUAGUUGUGUUGUUAUAGUCACGAUGCGUUGUUGUGAGUUUUAUGGGUCCGGAUUGUGGUUUUGUGGUGUGGUUGUGUUGUUACAACCUGGAGGGAAGGCUUUUGCAUUGUGUUGCCAAGUUUCGUAUUUCUGGGUCGUUUAGUUGUGUUGUUAUAGUCACGAUGCGUUGUUGUGAGUUUUGUGGGUCCUGUGUGGUUUUGUGGUGUGGUUGUGUUGUUACAACUGGGAGGCAAGUCUUUUGCAUUGUGUUGCCAAGUUUUGUAUUUCUGGGGCGUUUAGUUGUGUUGUUAUCGCAUGAUGCGUUGUUGUGAGUUUUGUGGGUCUGGAUUGUGGUUUUGUGGUGUGGUUGUGUUGUUGUAACCUGGAGGCAAGCCUUUUGCAUUGUGUUGCCAAAUUUCGUAUUUCUGGGAUGUUUAGUUUUGUUGUUAUAGUCACUGCGCAAACAACUUUAUCAUUUUAUAUAUAUAGACUGUUCUUGACAAGCUUUCCUGUCCUUGUUCAGAAAUGGAGGCGCAACAGAACAAGCUGGAUUUUUUCCACAAGCUCGGCUAUGACAAGGACCAAGUGUGCAAAGUGCUGGAGAAGCUGGGUCAAGAGGCCCUAGAGAACGAUUUACUACAAGAGCUGAUUCAAAUGGGGAAAAGGCCUCUGGAUCAUGAAAACAGGCUUCAGGAACAUUCCCACCCUAACCCUGUUGGCCAUGGAUCUUGUUACACCUUGACCGCUUUCCAGCCAUCUUCUGAGGAGGGCAAUGCCCCCUCCAGUAACCUGAGGCCUGUUGUGAUUGAUGGCAGCAAUGUUGCAAUGAGCCAUGGAAAUAAAGAAGUGUUUUCAUGCUUGGGAAUUCAGCUGGUGGUGGACUGGUUCAAACACAGAGGUCACCAAUAUAUCAAAGUCUUUGUCCCAUCUUGGAGGAAAGAAUCAAGUCGUUUUGAUACUCCCAUUACAGAUCAGCACAUCCUUGAGAAACUUGCAAAAGAAGCAAUUCUGGUCUACACACCAUCCCGCAAAAUGAAGGGGAAAAGGAUGGUAUGCUAUGAUGAUCGUUAUAUAGUCAAACUGGCCUAUGAGCUGGAUGGGAUUAUUGUCUCCAACGACAACUUUCGGGAUCUGCAGAAUGAAAAUCCUGAGUGGAAAUGGUUCAUUGAGCAGCGACUACUGAUGUAUUCCUUUGUCAAUGACAAGUAA
This is a messenger RNA of Anolis carolinensis (green anole), 2845 nucleotides long. It is a transcript of the gene zc3h12d, whose product is annotated as zinc finger CCCH-type containing 12D. Gene Ontology annotation, molecular function: RNA endonuclease activity; mRNA binding. The transcript has 3 exons. Gene Ontology annotation, cellular component: nucleus; cytoplasmic ribonucleoprotein granule. The coding region runs from base 2162 to 2845 and encodes 227 amino acids. Lineage: Eukaryota; Metazoa; Chordata; Lepidosauria; Squamata; Anolidae. The record is from RefSeq and is a predicted model, not a curated record.